Molecule: messenger RNA, 522 nt
Organism: Penicillium oxalicum
Lineage: Eukaryota; Fungi; Ascomycota; Eurotiomycetes; Eurotiales; Aspergillaceae
Product: DUF4149 domain-containing protein
Exons: 4
Coding region: 1-522 (173 amino acids)
Source: RefSeq, a predicted model, not a curated record
AUGACUGACCCACGCCCCUACCACAUUCUGAGCUAUGGCACCCUACUCGGAACCCAAGUGUUCCAGUCUUUUGUUGGUGGUAUUGUAGCAUUCCGCGCUCUUCCGCGGCCACAGUUCGCUACUUUACAAACGGCAAUCUUUCCAGUAUACUUCUCGAUGCAGACUGCACUGCCCAUCGUGGUCGCCCUGACUGCGAGCAGACACGGUCAAGCUCUGGGUCUCUCGGGGCUUGCAGCGCCUGAGAAUCGCUUCAAUACUUUACUCCCAAUGGCCACUGUUGCGAUCACAGGACUGAUCAACAUGUUUGUCCUGCGCCCAUUGACUGUGAAGACUAUGCGAGAGCGCAAGCACCAAGAAACUCGUGAUGGCAAGAAAUCCUAUGAUGCUCCUCCUCAUUCCAAGGAGAUGAUGGCUCUCAACAAGAAGUUCGGCCGGAUUCACGGUCUUUCUAGCUUGGUGAACAUGGUCAGCUUUAUAGCAACUGUCUGGUACGGCGCGAUACUCAGCAAGAGAUUGGAGUAG